Notodromas monacha is the source of this 591-nucleotide messenger RNA. NCBI's taxonomy places the organism in Eukaryota, Metazoa, Arthropoda, Ostracoda, Podocopida, Cyprididae. The record is from the annotation of a GenBank genome assembly.
AUGGCGUUGAACGAAGACCCAUCGGCGUCUCCCCGGAGCGGCGGUCGCGUCCGCAAGAAAUCCAAGCGCUAUGACGACUACAUCGCGACGGACGCCGUGCUAGACCUGCCCGCCGUCCCGCUCUACGCCGUCGCCAAGCGUCCGAAAAAGGAAAUCGUGGAAAAGCCGGUCUUGUCCCGCACUAAGCUCCUCACCGAUUUCGUCCCGAGGUCCUCAUCGCUGUCCACAUCCUCUGCCAAUGCUGCCCGAAAUUACCCUUCCCGACUCAAGAAAGACUCCAAGGUGCGGAACAAACCCGGGCCGAAGCCGAAGGUGUUGUCUGAGAAGAGUUCGUCGGUGACGACGAUAGAUGCCGCGUGUCACUUGAAUUUGCUCGGCGAAUCCCUGUCGUUGAUGGGACAGGAGUUGACGGAGCACCAAGGCCCGAUUGCAGUCUCAGGAUCCGUGUCUGUGUUGUUGGACGCUUUGUUGUGCUCGAUCGGGCCGUUGUUGUGUUUGACGCAGGAGUUGCCCGUGAUGCGGGGUGCGAUUCCCAGCGAUAGGAUGCAGAGGAUAUUGGAAGAUACUCACGACUUCAUGCCUGGGAUUUAA